AUGUAUAAAUUAAAAUUAUAUUUCAGAAACAACGCUAUUCCACCUAGGAUACAGCUCCUACUUGCUCUACGGUACUACGAAACUGGUUCGCACCUUAUUCCUGCUGGGGACUUCUCUGGAGUUAGCAAAACUAGCGCUCAUAGAAUUGUUCACCGAGUGACUGCUGCUAUUGCUGGACUGGCUCAAGAAGACAUUAAAAUGCCUUCCACAGAAACAGAAGUUACUGCUGCUCAAGUAGAUUUCUAUGCAAUAGCACGUUUCCCUAAAGUUAUUUCGGCAUUAGAUCGCACGCACGUUCGAGUGCAGUCAUUUGGUGGAGACGAUGCUGAAGUGUUUAGAAAUCGAAAAGGAUAUUUCUCCAUAAACGUUCAAGCCACUUGUGAUAGUGGCAUGAAAUUGACCAGUAUUGUGGCACGUUGGCCAGGAGCAGUUCAUUAUUCCACUAUUUUUCGAAAUUCUAGGAUAUGCGCUCGAUUGGAAGCUAGUGAGUUCAGGGACGCACUUAUAUUGGGAGAUGGAGGAUACGCGUUAAAAAAUUACCUUAUAACACCAUUAAACAACCCUGUAACUGAAGCCGAAAGGUUAUUUAAUGAAUCUCAAAUUAGAACUCGUAAUAAAAUCGAAUGUACGUUUGGUAUAUGGAAGCGCAGAUUUCCGUGUUUGGCGACAGGAAUGCGCUUCAAAGUUGAUCAUGUGCUUCCUGUGAUAGUAGCAACUGCGGUGUUCCAUAAUAGAGCCCGUCUUGCUGCAGAGGAUCUAGCCUCCGACGAGCCUCUUCUAAAUGUUCAUUGGGACGAAGUUUUAAACGAGGAUCUUCAUAAACGUGGUAACUUGUCUGGCGAUGAUGGAAAUGCACGUUGA
Molecule: messenger RNA, 861 nt
Organism: Belonocnema kinseyi
Lineage: Eukaryota; Metazoa; Arthropoda; Insecta; Hymenoptera; Cynipidae
Product: putative nuclease HARBI1
Exons: 1
Coding region: 1-861 (286 amino acids)
Source: RefSeq, a predicted model, not a curated record